AUGGCAGCCUUCACAGUCAAGGCCACCUAUCGCAACGAAACUCGAAAGUUCACCUUCCCAGACCCCGUCUUUCCUACCUAUGAUCAGUUGUACCGCCAGUUGUAUAGGGUCUUCCCCAUAUCCCACUCCUUUUACUUGUCCAAACUCUUAUUCGCUCCUAAUAACGCUCCCUCCCGCGUCCUAAUCGGCAAGGAAGUCCAUUCCGCGGAAGAAUACAGUCGGCACACUGCACCUUAUCAGGGGCGCUCGUGGCCUGGUGCUCUCCUACGCUUCUCAGUCUACGAUGAAACUCCCCACAAAUCUCCUCACAUGGCCCCGACUCUCACCUUGGACGAGUCCUCUGCGGCCGAAUCCGACGUAGAUGUACGCACAUCCGUUGCUACAGAGUCCGACGCCCCCAGUGAGCGCUCCACAGCCACCGUCGUUGAGUCUGCUGCGGAUGUUCGCAGUAGUUUGCGAGGCGAGCGUCAGACCCUCUUGCAACGCAUCCGGGAGGGCACCAGCAAUCGCUCUUCCUUGUCAUUCAACACCAUGCCUCCAACGCCCCCUCGCUCUUCCCGGCCCACAUCCAUGGCCGAGAGCUCAAGCUCGUCGCGCCCGACAUCGUUCGCCGAGGACUGUACUGCUGAGUGGAGGCCUCUUCCUCCCCGGCCUCCCUCAAGGGUUACUUCUGCUACGAGCACAGCCAGCACUCGUACUGUCAGACCCUCGCUCUUUGACCUGCUGGGCAACACAUCGUCCUCCGCAAGAGUGACACAGGUCGCGCAAGAAUCGCCUCGAGUCAGUGCACAGACGCGUCCACCUGCGGAGCAGCGGUUUGGCGGGGAUCUUCCUUCGCCUUCUGAGUCCGCAGCAGACACGGACUUCUUGGCCAAGACGCUCAAGCUGAUCUCGUCACUCCCUUCGACGGCUUCCUCGAAGGCGGGCAAGUCACCGGCCUCGGACAGAGAGGCGUUUUUGCCUCCGCCGGCGACUUUCGUGGCUCCCCCUCCACCCAUCUUGUUCUCCGAUAGCCGGCCAGACCAUGUAGCCCAUGACAGCGACGUGGUCAUGGACUCCCCGCCGAUGCGCAGUAACUCGCAUAUUCGCCCGGGUGGAACGGCGCAGUCUGGGGCGCAGCAGGCACCAGCGCAGCGGUUCAUGCCUUUCCUCACAGCAGAGCAGCGUGCGUGGCCCUCAACCGCGUCGACCAUCAAGGCCAACCCCCCUCAGAACGUUCGCGCUGCUCAUGCUUGCUGCUCAGUAGCGCAGGGCAAAGCGGAGAUCAAGGCACUCAUGGACAAGUUCCAACGGGACUUCGAGGAGAAGAUGACAAAGACAUUCGGGAAGGACUGGGACAAGGACCUCCACAGGGAGAAUUCCAGGGACGAACGACUUCCCAAUCUCCCGUCCCCUCCAACCCAUCGUCCGACCCUCCCGGGUCAGUUUGCUCCCAGUAGGUAUUCUCGUGCUAUGCAUUGGCCCCCGCAUCCACCUUCUCCUCCAGGUAUACCUGCUCCGCCUUUGUUCAUCCCGCCACCGCCACCGCCUCCUUUGUAUAUGCCUCCUCCGCCCCCGCCUUGCGUACCGCCCCCGCCGCUACCCCCGAUGCCGCUUCCGUUCUUUUCUCACCGGAACGAGGCACCUGGCAUCAAGAUUUUGCCGCCCCCUCGCUGGGUCCGCACCCCUCCGCCCAUCCCGCACGUCGCAUAUGGACCCACCCGCGAUGCCUCGCGCCGCUCGGCUACAUCCGAGGAUGAACGUCGCAACAACGAGGACGGUGUACACAAGGGCGUGAGGUGCGACAACUGCGACAAGAGGCAUAUGAAGGGUAUCAGGUACAAGUGUCUGGACUGCGCCGACUACGACCUCUGUCAAGCGUGCAUGGCCUCACCCAAAGUGUGGGGAAACCACGAUCACACCCAUGCGUUCUUCCCGAUCCAUACGCCUGAAGACUUCGUCGACUUCUGCAUCGUGAAGGACAAACGUCAAAGCUCCCAAGUCGUGCACAAGGGCAUCACGUGCGACGGAUGCAACAAGAAGAACAUCUCUGGUGUUAGGCACAAGUGUUUGCAAUGCAGGGACUACGACUUGUGCGACGUGUGCGUUGCUGACCCCCAGAAGCGUCAGAUGCACCCCGCCGAUCACGGCUUCUUCCCUAUCGCCUCUCCCGGCAAGAAGGAGGCGUACGAUGAGGCCCGUAGCCGACUCCAGUCGAACUCAGCACCGCCGUCGGACACUGCGGCUCGCCACUUCCACGUGCAUUGCGAUGAAUGUCGUCAAAGUCCCAUCAUUGGCGUCCGCCACAAGUGCCUGGAUUGUGCAGAUUACGACUUGUGCACGUCUUGCAUCUCGAACCCUGAUCGUCGUCAGAAGCAUGACACGUCGCACGCGUUCUUCCCCGUCACCACUCCCGGAGAGCUCUUCGACUACUCGAUGGCUGCGGCUCGCCACACUCGCCCGCUCUUUGGACGAAGCAGUCCGCCAGCCUCUGUGCAGCCCCAGGGUAACAGUGUGCGAGACGCUGCAGCGCCGCCGGUUCACAAGAACAUAAUCUGCGAUAUUUGCAACAACGAGAUCAUCGGUAUCCGCAACAAGUGUCUCGACUGCCCCGACUAUGACCUGUGCCAGGCUUGCCUGACGACGCCCUCCCUGCGCGCUCAGCACCACUCUGCCCACCAGUUCUUCGGCAUCGAGAAGCCCGGCGAGAUCAUCGUGCACACCGUGUUCUCUGGCGACGACGCGCGCGACGCUGUCCCGCAGCCCGCUCCGCGCGAGCAGGCGCCGAGGGUUCGUCAGCGAGACAUCGAGCCCGUGGUACACAACGCCAUGUGCAACCUGUGCGAUUCGCGCAUCCGUGGCGACCGUUUCAAAUGCUUGGAGUGCCCGGACUAUGAUAUGUGCCAGCUCUGCUAUAAGAUCGUCAACGACCAGCACCCCAACCAUGGCUUCGUCAAGGUCAGCGAGCCUGCUAUCCUCAUGCUCCGCGAUCGCGCCAGUGAUCCCGCGCAUGGUGCUUCCUGCAAUGUCUGCAGCAAGAGGAUCGUCGGCGUCCGUUACAAGUGCAUGCACGAGACCUGCCAGGACUUCGACCUCUGCGAGACCUGCGAGGCUCACCCUAUUCCCGUCCACCCUGCCACGCAUCCCCUGCUCAAGCUGAGGACCCCCGACGUGCGGAUCCCAGUGAUGCCGGAAUCGCCCCUGCGUCAGACUGCCGAUCACGUUGAGGACCCCUUCCUCGACGCUCAGGAGUUCGACGACAGGAUGGUUACCAUGCCUGAGGUCCCUGAAUCCCCCCAGUCUCAGCACUUCACCUUGUAUGCGCCUCCUCCGCCUCAGGUGCGCCCUCUCCCCGAGGUCACGCCAGAGGACAGAAUGCGGAUGCUUGCUCAGACUCCCCCUGCCCCAUCGAUGCCGCAGUACCACCGUCGCACUCCCUCUCCCCUGUGGCAAGCGCCGGAAAGCUGGGUCAUCCGCGAUCGCACCCCGCCGCCGCGAUCUCCUUUGUCGAGCGCAGGAAGUUUGUUCGACCGCGCGCCCACUCCUGCUCCACGUGUAGCCGAUCUUUACGAUUUGUUCCAGCGUGUACUCAGCAACAGUGAGGCAGCCCGCCCUGCGCCGACCGCAAGCGAUGUCCGCCUCAUCGACCUGGAUGAGCCCGCCGCUGCCCAUGAAGACCACACUAUGGAAGAAGCUGGUGGCGACGCGGAGGGCCCCGUCGAUGGAUUCACUACGCCCUCAGACGUCCCGGUUUCUAUGUCCUCCUCGAACUCUGUCCCGAGACUCGGGCCGGUGAACAACGAAUGGCGCCAACUGUGGCCGGAAGUUACGUCCUUGCUCCAGCACCUCCUGCAGCCCCCCGCUACCCCCGCUAUCGCCACGUCGUCCGGACAGCCCUCUGGCAGCGGCUUCGCGAUGCCCGGUGGCAUGAUCACCGACGAGGCGAAGGUCGAGCAGCCUAAGAGGCUCGACGCUGCAACGCUUCCUACCGUCACGGAGUCGCCGCUAGUUGGAGAGCCUCUUCUGUGCAGACCGCUCUUGCCCGAGAGGCCCACGAACCCGUUCACCGCCAGCCGCCGUCUCAGCGAGAUCAUCCUGAGCGUGCCCCCCGUCCGGAACGCGGCGCGCAACGUGCGGGAGUCUAUUGACCGUCUCGUCCCUCCGGCGCCGGUCACGUUCCCCUCCCCUCCCCCGGCUCCCCUCCUGGCUACCUUCGUCUCGGACAACAACAUCGCGGACGGUCAGAUUUUCCCUCCCGGCGCGGAGUUCGUGAAGUCGUGGCGCAUGAAGAACAUCGGAUCGAGCGACUGGCCUGAGACGACUGAGCUCACCUUCGUUGCUGGUGACCGCAUGGCACCUCGCGAGAACACGCCGAUCAAGAUCAAUGUCGGCGUUGUGAAGGCGGGCGAAGAAGUUGAAGUCGUCGCGGGAGAGAUGAAGGCACCUGAAGUUCCCGGCAAGUACGUUAGCUCCUGGCGUUUGAGCGACGGGCAAGGCAAUCUGUUCGGUCACAGCGUUUGGGUCGACAUCACCGUCGCCGAGGUGAACGAAUCCUCUUCGGAAUCUCUGGCGUCUUCUUCGGUCAUCAUGCCCCAGCCCACUCAGCCCUCGUCGUCGGCCCACUCUGUCGUCGAGCAUGUGCCCACUCGGUUCUCUACGCCCUCGAUGACUGUCCCCUCGGCACCGCCUUCUGACGGCGGCUCGUCUGUCUCGCUUCUCGACGCUGUCUCUUCCGCCGAGUCGUCCGACGAUGACGAGGCUAUGUACGAGGACAGCCGCUCGCGCGUCCUCGUCUCCCCGUCCGAGCUGGCGCCGCAGGACAUCGAAUACGUCAUGUUGUUUGACAGCUCGUCCGAGGACGACUGAGCUCGUAAGUAUCGUUUGAAGGACUCUGUGUGGAAUCUAUUUUGGAAUUCUGGUUGGGACUCGUUCCCAUUGUACGAUAUGCGUCUGGAUCGUCGCGCUUGGAGAGACACGGCCCGUAGCACUUUGCAUGUACUAUAGUUGAUACACCAAUGACGUUGAAAUAUACGCGGUGAUAUAG
Molecule: messenger RNA, 5023 nt
Organism: Trametes versicolor FP-101664 SS1
Lineage: Eukaryota; Fungi; Basidiomycota; Agaricomycetes; Polyporales; Polyporaceae
Exons: 11
Coding region: 1-4845 (1614 amino acids)
Molecular function (GO): zinc ion binding
Source: RefSeq, a predicted model, not a curated record